Molecule: messenger RNA, 3054 nt
Organism: Ramularia collo-cygni
Lineage: Eukaryota; Fungi; Ascomycota; Dothideomycetes; Mycosphaerellales; Mycosphaerellaceae
Product: related to phospholipase D
Exons: 4
Coding region: 1-3054 (1017 amino acids)
Biological process (GO): phosphatidic acid biosynthetic process; cell motility; intracellular signal transduction
Molecular function (GO): D-type glycerophospholipase activity
Source: RefSeq, a predicted model, not a curated record
AUGUUCACCGGCAAAACUUCCCAUGUGGGCGGCGAGAAGGAGCAAAAGGAACACAAGCUCGCCGAGGAGUCUGCCCAAGGGUUGAAGAAGAAGUUUCACAAUUUCAAGGUCAGCGCUACUCAUUUGAAGCAUCGAGUGGGCAAAUUCCAGAAUCUUCUCAAUCAAAACCAUCGCCACGAUGAGGAGCACGAAAAGGAAACGGAUGCCAAGCGGACCAGAAUCGGCGAGGGCCAUCGCUUCCAGUCCUUUGCUCCGGAGCGGGAAGGGAACAAGAUCAAGUGGUAUAUUGACGGCAGAGAUUACUUUCAUGCCGUUUCCGUCGCAUUGGAGAGGGCCACGGAGACCAUCUACAUUGAAGAUUGGUGGUUGAGUCCCGAAUUGUUCCUUCGCAGGCCUCCCGCUACUAACCAGAAGUGGCGUCUCGACAAUACUCUCAAGCGCGCCGCGGAGCGGGGUGUGAAGAUCUAUGUCGUCGUCUAUCGAGAGGUCGAGCAGGCCUUGACUUGCAAUUCCCAACACACCAAGAAAGCCCUUCAUGACCUGUGUCCCGAAGGAUCCCCCGGAUAUGGAAACAUCCGUGUCAUGAGACAUCCCGAUCACAAUGUGUUUGAAAACGCCGCUGAUAUGACCUUUUACUGGGCUCAUCAUGAAAAGUUUAUUGUAAUCGACUACAACCUCGCUUUCAUCGGAGGCUUGGAUCUGUGUUUUGGUCGAUGGGACGAUCAUCAGCACAUCCUCGCAGAUGCCCACCCUGCCGGUGUGGACAAUGAAAUCUUCCCGGGUCAGGACUGGAACAACAACCGGAUCAUGGACUUUCAGAGUGUGCAGGAUUGGAAGAGCAAUGAAGUCUCCAAGGCCGACUACGGCCGCAUGCCUUGGCAUGRUGUGGCCAUGGGAGUCAUCGGACCUUGCAUCUACGACAUCGCCGAGCACUUUGUUUUGAGGUGGAACUUUAUCAAGCGUGAAAAGUACAAGCGAGACGAUCGCUAUGACUGGCUAACUCUCACUGGCCGCACGGGAGAUAACGAGGAUCUUGUGGGAGUCCAAAGGCCCAAGCAUCCAGUGGGAGAGUACAUCCACCACCCUCUGACGCCUCUGGAGAAUAAGUAUGCCAAUCCGAAGAGGGGCAAAACAGCACAACACCCUCAUACCGAUGCAAACGAGUCGACUCAUGGCGUGGCUUCCCAUGACAACCCCGAUGACGGCUUCGACGCGGAGAAGCGGGAGAUGGAUGAACAUGGAUAUUAUAGUGACCAGCAUCGACGCGGCCAUGGACUGGGAAAGGAACUCAAAGAGCGCGGCAUCACCCUCCCGCACCGUCACAGCCAUCAAGACAUCAAUUUGACACAAGAAGCCGACUCGCAGCAGAAUGCUCAUGUUACUGGGAAUGACCCCAAAAAUGAAGGAGUCAUCACAGCGUCCGGCGGACUGGAAGAAAAGCGCAAAGGAUACCCAUCGGAGAGGGUGGAGCAAGGUGUGGUGGAGCUGGACGGUACUGUCCAUGCACAGCUUGUACGAUCAUCCGCCGAUUGGUCUUCUGGUAUCCUGGCCGAGUCGAGCAUCCAGAAUGCAUACUGUCAGGUCAUCCGAGAUGCAAAGCAUUUUGUAUACAUUGAAAAUCAAUUCUUCAUCACCGCUACUGGAGAAAWUCAGACUCCAGUCCACAAUCAGAUUGGAGCUGCGAUUGUUGACGCCUGCGUCCGAGCGGCGAAGGAGAAUCGCAAGUUUCGGGUCAUCAUCGUCAUGCCAGCAAUUCCGGGCUUCGCAGGAGACUUGAGAGACAACGCGGCCAUGGGUACCAGGGCUAUUAUGGACUACCAAUACAAAUCCAUCUGCAGAGGUGAUCACAGCAUUUACGGCAGGAUCAAGGAAGCGGGGUUCGAUCCCACCGAGUACAUCUUCGUGUUCAACCUACGCUCGUAUGAUCGUCUGAAUAAGACGCCUGCCUUGAAGCGACAAGAAGAGAAGAGUGGUGUCACCUACCAGGAAGUCCAGCGUGCACAAGCCGAGGAGGUCAUGUCUGAUGCUGUUCAUGGAAGUGAGAGCUUCGAGGGGGGAGGAAACGCUGGAGUCAGAGAGACUGCCAAGGAGGGAGGUAUCAAGGGACUUUUCAAGAAGACUAGAAGGACGAGCAUCGACUACAGUAAAGGUGGCGUGAUUGAGCCCGAGGAUCCCAACGACGACCCGGAAGUGUUGAGAAAGAAGAAGGAGAAGUUUGAAGCAGAGAAGGAGGUGGAGCAAGAGGCCGAACACAGCGCCGACUCCAUUGCGAAGAAUGCCAUGCUGGAUCAGAAGAAGCCGAGUGAGGAGCCAUAUAUUGGUCGUGAUGAGAAUGGUAAGAGAGUGGGUACUGAGGAUGAGGAUGAGGAGAAACGACAGCAGGAACUGGAGAACUUUGUCCAGGAAGAGCUAUACAUUCACGGCAAGCUCCUCAUCGUAGACGACCGCAUCGCCAUCUGCGGCUCCAGCAACAUCAACGACCGCAGUCAACUCGGCUUCCACGACUCCGAACUAAGCAUCGUAAUGGAGGACACCACUCCCCUCGAAUCCAAAAUGAACGGCGAGGACUUCACCGCCGGUCUCCACGCUGCCACUCUCCGCCGCAUGCUCUGGCGCGAACACCYCGGUCUCCUCCCCCCACAACCCCACGACGCGACCUCAGACCCCAACGCCCAACCCCCCGGCGACGCCGAUAACGACUGGCACUCGGGCGACGAAUGGGACACCUUCGUCACGGACCCUUUAUCGGAAGAAUUAUGGAAAAUGUGGACCAAACGCGCCACAGUCAAMACGGCGGUCUUWCGCCACAUCUUCCACGCGGAUCCCGACGAUAAUGUCAAAUCCUUUGAGGAUUAUGAUAAGUUUUUGGGGGCGAGGGGCAGUAGGAAGGAAGGGCAUGUGUAUGAUUUGUUUCAGCCGGUGGAUGUUGCUCGGAAGGAAUUGGAUAAAAUUGAGGGGCAUUUGGUUUGGUUUCCGUUGAAAUUUUUGGAGGAGGCGAAUAUGGCCGAGACGGGGUUGCAGGUUAAUUCUAUUACUGAGAGUGUUUAUACGUAA